AUGGAAUCCUCAAAAGUAUGGGAACGAGUCCCUGCAGAAGGUGAAAUAUAUUCUGCUAGAACAGGCCACACAGUCACUUGUGACGAUCACUACAUAUACCUAUUCGGUGGUACAGAUGGUGCAGCUCGUAAAAAUGACUUAUACAUUUUCGAUCCCCAAAAUCUUGUAUGGCAUUCAGUUAAGCCUUCAGGCAUCCCUCCAGCUCCUCGUUCUGGCUGUCAAUGUGCAAUGGUAGGGACAAACAUAUAUUUUUUUGGUGGCUAUACCAAAAAAGAAGGAGAAUAUUUCAAUGAUAUUUUUCAGUUCUCUACAACAUCUCUACAAUGGCAAGAAGUCCGCCCAAGCACAAAUUUCAGGCCUGAAAAACGUACUGACCACUCUUUGGUAUUUUAUAAGGAUUCUUUGUAUGCGUUUGGAGGCUAUGAUGGUUCUCACCGUUUUAAUGAUUUGAUAUAGUUAUUUAUGGUAAAUUUAGCAUAGGAUUAUUUUAUCAUAAAAAUUAGGCAGAAUAAGGGAAAUGGGACACAAUUUAAUCUACAUGACUUAACUUGAAAGGUAAUUCAAAGCGAAACGUUACCAGAAAACAGGUUUGGACAUACAGCAGUGACUUCUAAGGACAAGAUGAUUUUGUUUGGAGGAUGGAAUGGGCACGAUACGCUCAAUGACGUGUGACUGUUUUCUUUUACUACCAAUAAAUGGUCACAAGCAGUCACAUCAGGGUUUAUUUAUCCAAGAUACAGACAUUGCGCAGUCACAAUGGGAAAUUCAAUGUUUAUAUUUGGUGGAGUAAAUAAAGAGCAGCAAAGAUUUGAUGACAUUUAUGAGCUGAACAUUAAUUUGCGGCACUGAAUGAAAGUAGAGGUCCCAGGAAUUUCUCCAACUCCAAGGACAUUUCAUCGUGGUGUUGUUUUUGAUGGAUAUUUCUAUAUAUUAGGAGGGUUUGAUGGGCAAAGGCAAAAUGAUAUGUAUAAAAUGUACCUUCAAGACCUCAGCCCUGAAGAUGACUUAGAAUCAAAUCCACUGGCUGAGUCAAAACCUAGCUUAGAUAAUGAAUUAAAAUGGACAGAAGUUAUGUAUAGGCAUAUCCCUAAGAUAGCCCAAUAUGGGCGAGGGAAAGAGGCCAACACUUCCCACUUAGUCCGGCCAACUCAGGUUGGUCGAACCAAUGGUAAGUGGCGGAUGAUCCUCCUUCCACUUGGUUCGGCCAACCCGAGUUGGCCGAACCAAGUGGAAAGUUUUGACCUCUAUCCCUCACCCAUAUCGGGCUAUCUUAGGGAUAUGCCUAUAUUUAUUAUUAGCCAAGUUUAAUUGGAAAAAUUAUCAAUUAAUAUAAUUGUUUUUAAAAAAUAGAUAUAGGUAAUUUAUUCUUUUUUUACCAUAAUUAUAAUAAGAAUACACAGGAAAUGUUUAUUCAGCUAGGACUGGGCACUGUGCGAUUAAUCUAAAUGGAGUUUUUUACGUUUUUGGAGGCACUGACGAAUAUAACAGGAGAAAUGACUUAUACUCUUUUGAUACCAAUACAAAUGUAUGGUCACAAGCUAACUCACAAGGGCAAGUUCCAACACCAAGAUCUGGAGCUAAAGGAGUGGGAUAUAAUAAGUCAUUGUUUUUAUUUGGAGGAUAUACACGCAAAGAUGGUAGCUAUUAUAAUGAUCUUCACAGGUUCGAAGUCGAAACAAGCUUUUGGACUAAAAUUUUUCCUAUUGGUGACGCUCCAAGCCCAAGGACGGACCAUACAGCAGUUUUAUAUGAAAAUUCCAUCUAUAUUUUUGCCGGCUAUGAUGGCAAAAAUCGUUACAAUGAUCUGCAUGCAUGCAAUUUAGACAAUUACGAAUGGUCUCUUAUGCCAGCUGGAGGAAGUGUCCCAUUAACAAGGUUUGGCCACACAGCAGUUGUAUAUCACCACAACAUGUACAUUUUUGGAGGUUGGGAUGGCCAUGAUACCCUUGAUGACCUUUAUCAAUACGCAUUUGCCAGCAGUAUCUGAUAUGAACUUCGCAGAAUCCAAGGAAUCCGACCCAACCCUCGUUAUAGACAUUCCUGCGUUGCCUAUAGUGGCAGUCUAUUUAUCUUUGGAGGUGUCGAUAAAGUCCAAAACAGAUACAACGACCUUCAUGAAUUUAAUAUUACCACACGUGAAUGGAUGCUAAAAAGGGUUACAGGGAGCAUCCCAUCUAGUAGGACUUUUCAUAGAGCUUUAUUAAAUAAGGACCAAAUGUAUAUAUUAGGAGGAUUUGACGGGAGAAGGCAAAAUGAUUUGUAUGUCAUUACUUUAGCUUGUGAAAAUUUAGAAUUAAGCGCAAGGCCAAGCUCAAGCUUGUCAAGGCUGUUUGUAGAAGAUGAAGAAAUGAUGAGCAGCUCUGAUGUGAGCGAAUUAAUUAAACAAAACGCACUUUUGAAGCAGCAGGUCAAAGAGCUUUCAGAUAGAUUAGAAAAAGAAGAGGAAAGGGAUUUAUGCAAAAUUUGUUAUGAGAGGGAAAUUGAUAGUGUUGUAUUAGAAUGUGCUCAUAGAGUCAUGUGCACUAAAUGUGCGAAGAACUUUGUGAAUUGUCCAGUGUGUAGACAGCCGAUUGGAAGGGUAGUUACAACGUUCUCAGCAUAUUAA
Molecule: messenger RNA, 2605 nt
Organism: Blepharisma stoltei
Lineage: Eukaryota; Ciliophora; Heterotrichea; Heterotrichida; Blepharismidae
Source: the annotation of a GenBank genome assembly